This is a messenger RNA of Pseudoliparis swirei, 5572 nucleotides long. It is a transcript of the gene cdk16, whose product is annotated as cyclin dependent kinase 16. The record is from RefSeq and is a predicted model, not a curated record. Gene Ontology annotation, biological process: exocytosis; neuron projection development; protein phosphorylation. Gene Ontology annotation, cellular component: cytoplasm; nucleus; synaptic vesicle. The transcript has 17 exons. Gene Ontology annotation, molecular function: ATP binding; protein kinase activity. The coding region runs from base 379 to 1944 and encodes 521 amino acids. NCBI's taxonomy places the organism in Eukaryota, Metazoa, Chordata, Actinopteri, Perciformes, Liparidae.
AAAUAACUGUUUUCUUAGUUUUUUUUAAAUGAUAGUUUAUUGUGCUUUAACUAAUGAACGGUUUUAGUUGAUGAAUCCUCUUGCGCGUGCGUUCAUUACCGAGUCGCGCGCUGACGUCUCCGUCAACACGCACCGGAGGACUGGAGCGUGCUCUGACGUCACUCACGUGCUGUGAGCGUCUCGGUCAGGACGCACCGGAGGACCGGAGCAGCAACAUGGCUGCAGAUUACUGGGAGCCAGAGAGACCCGAGAAUCUGUCGGACUGAACCGAGCCAGAGACGACCCGGGACGGACCGGGACAACCCCGCCCUCCCUGGUGUGGUCUCCAGGCUGGCUGCUCCGCCCCCCUCAGCGUCACUCCCCCCCCUCCCCCCCCUCAUGGAGAGGAUGAGAAAGAUCAAACGGGAACUGUCAUUCACCCUGGGGAGGGGAGGGGCCGGGGGGAGGGGCCGGACGCCGAGCGCCACCGCCAACGAGGAAGUGAAGUCACACAGCGACUCGGAGGUGGCGUCUCUUCGCGGUUCUGCUGGAUGUCUGAAGGCUCGAGCUUCGUCUUCAUCGGUUCAGUCUCUUCUUCAGUCGUACAGCAGCUCUCUGAGGAAACCUGGAGGCCAACCUGGAGGCCUCGGCCGCAGCCUGAGCUCCUACCUGAACCACACGGCCCGCCUGGACGACCCCGUACAGUACACCGCUGAACCGACCCUGCCUGUGACCACACUACUGUCUACUGUGACCUAUGUCUCUAGACUUUGUCUGUCCCUGAGUGAAGUUCUUCUUCGUGUGUUUCAGGACAUUAAUAAACGUCUCUCGUUACCGGCCGACAUUCGUCUUCCGGAGGGUUAUCUGGAGAAGUUUAACCUGAUUGGUCCUGCUCUGUUCGACCAGCCAAUCAGCAGACGGCUGCGUCGAGUGUCUCUGUCAGAGAUCGGUUUUGGGAAACUGGAGACGUACAUCAAGCUGGACAAGCUGGGAGAGGGGACCUACGCUACCGUGUAUAAAGGUCGCAGUAAACUGACCGAGAACCUGGUGGCCUUGAAGGAGAUUCGAUUGGAACAUGAAGAAGGAGCUCCGUGUACGGCCAUCAGAGAAGUGUCUCUGUUAAAGGAUCUGAAACACGCCAACAUCGUCACGCUUCAUGACAUCAUCCACACAAAGAAGUCCCUCACACUGGUGUUUGAGUAUCUGGACAAAGAUCUGAAACAGUAUCUGGACGACUGUGGAAACGUCAUCAACAUUCACAACGUCAAACUCUUCCUCUUCCAGCUGCUGCGUGGCUUGUCGUACUGCCACCGGAGGAAGGUGCUCCACCGGGACCUGAAGCCCCAGAACCUUCUGAUCAACGAGCGCGGAGAGCUCAAGCUGGCCGACUUCGGUCUCGCACGAGCGAAAUCCAUCCCAACCAAGACGUAUUCUAACGAGGUGGUGACGCUCUGGUACCGACCGCCAGACAUCCUGCUGGGCAGCACCAACUACUCCACUCAUAUCGACAUGUGGGGUGUGGGUUGUAUCUUCUAUGAGAUGACGACGGGCCGGCCUCUGUUUCCUGGUUCCACAGUGGAGGAGGAGCUUCACUUCAUCUUCAAGCUCCUGGGUACUCCCACAGAGCUGAGCUGGUCUGGGAUCAGUUGCAAUGACGAAUUUGUGUCUCACAACUUUCCUCUCUACCGAGCAGAGAAGCUGAGUAACCACACUCCCAGGCUCGGCGCUGAAGGGGUGGAGCUGCUGUCAAAGUUCCUGCAGUUUGAGGGGAAGAAGCGGAUUUCAGCAGCCGAGUCCAUGACUCUUCCUUACUUCAGUGACCUUGGAAACAAUGUGAUGACGCUUCUCGACACAACGUCUAUCUUCAGCCUGCCAGAAAUCCAACUGGAAAAAGAAGCAGUCAGACCAACACUCACCUCUGAUCCAGUGAACAGUCCAACCAAGAGGCGUGGCCUGCUACUCUGACAUCAUGGUGGAGGCGUCGCCUGCUACUCUGACAUCAUGGAGGCGGGGUCUGAUCCUCUGACGUCAUCAUGGAGGCGGGGUCUGAUCUUCUGACGUCAUCAUGGCGGCGGGGUCUAAUCUUCUGACGUCAUCAUGGAGGCGGGGUCUAAUCUUCUGACGUCAUCAUGGAGGAGGGGUCUGAUCUUCUGACGUCAUCAUGGAGGCGGGGUCUGAUCUUCUGACGUCAUCAUGGAGGCGGGGUCUAAUCUUCUGACGUCAUCAUGGAGGCGGGGUCUAAUCUUCUGACGUCAUCAUGGAGGCGGGGUCUAAUCUUCUGACGUCAUCAUGGAGGUGGGGUCUAAUCUUCUGACGUCAUCAUGGAGGCGGGGUCUGAUCUUCUGAUGUCAUCAUGGAGGCGGGGUCUGAUCUUCUGACGUCAUGGAGGAGGAGGGGUCUGAUCUUCUGACGUCAUCAUGGAGGAGGGGUCUGAUCCUCUGACGUCAUCAUGGAGGCGGCUUCAGGAACAACAACAGAGAUGAAAGCAACAGGUGAUUUUUCCUUCUCUGAAGGAGUAAAACAAGAACAGGGAUUAAAACAAAAGAAGAAGAAAUGAUGGUGAAGAAGAGAAGAAGAGAACAAACGGCAGCUUGCUGUUGAUUAAUGCAAUAAUGGAUCACAACAGCCAUCUGACCAAUCGGCUUCAGCUUCACUUCAGGACAUCACGGCUGAUCAGAUGAGGCACAGGCGUUUGAGCAGAUGAUGGAAAUCUGUCUUCCAUUUUCAGAUUCAACACAAAUAACUGACGACUACCUGGAUACAGGUAUCACCUGUGUGACCCAGAGUACACGAAGAACUGCAUCUGUUUUAUUUUGAUAGCAGAACUAAGUUUAGUAUCAGUUCAGACAGGAAGUGCUGCAGACAGGAAGUGCUUCCCACCUGAAUUGACUAAAGUAGCAGGAGAGAAUUGAUGAAGCUUGUUUAGUUUGUGUCUCUUAAUGAUGGGUUUGAACUGUUUGUGUACAGUAUUAUAUUUAUAGUACAGUAUUCUAUUUACAGUACAACAUUUACACUUUGAUGUUAUCUCUUGAAAAACAUACUUUUGUUUGGAAUGGAAAUCUGCAGAAAAGAGUGACUGUUUUAUGAUCGUGAGAAACUGGUUUCUGCCGCUCAGCCUGUAACCAUGGUGACGGAGAGAUGGUUCUCCUCUCAGCCUGUAACCAUGGUGACGGAGAGACGGUUCUCCUCUCAGCCUGUAACCAUGGUGACGGAGAGACGGUUCUCCUCUGUCUGUAACCAUGGUGACAGAGACGGUUCUCCUCUGUCUGUAACCAUGGUGACAGAGACGGUUCUCCUCUCAGCCUGUAACCAUGGUGACGGAGAGACGGUUCUCCUCUCAGCCUGUAACCAUGGUGACAGAGACGGUUCUCCUCUGUCUGUAACCAUGGUGACAGAGAGACGGUUCUCCUCUCAGCCUGUAACCAUGGUGACGGAGAGACGGUUCUCCUCUGCCUGUAACCAUGGUGACGGAGAGACGGUUCUCCUCUGCCUGUAACCAUGGUGACAGAGAGACGGUUCUCCUCUCAGCCUGUAACCAUGGUGACGGAGAGACGGUUCUCCUCUGCCUGUAACCAUGGUGACGGAGGCAGUUCUCCUCUGCCUGUAACCAUGGUGACGGAGAGACGGUUCUCCUCUGCCUGUAACCAUGGUGACGGAGAGACGGUUCUCCUCUGCCUGUAACCAUGGUGACGGAGAGACGGUUCUCCUCUGCCUGUAACCAUGGUGACGGAGAGAUGGUUCUCUUCUCAGCCUGCAGUGAACAGCUGUGAGCGCUUUGCUUCAUGCACAUCGACUUUUAUUCAGAGCCUCGGGAACAUCCACUUAUCUGAGAUGGGGCGGGGCUUAUCUGAGAUGGGGCGGGGCUUCAGAGUGUCGAGAUCAAAUAUAAGACGGUCAGUUAGUUUUGAGAUGCUUUAGAAACAGGAAGUGCUUGUUAGUCUAGUUCACAGGAAGCGUCGCCCAUGUUUCUAGACAAGUCGUGUAAUACCUGAGGCUGCUCUGAGACGGGGGCGGGGCUUCUAUCGUACACUGGGGGCGGGGCUUUGCCGGCAGGGUGGAGGAGCUUCUCAGGAUUGUUGUUUAGAAACACGAAGAACUUUUGAUGCUGAUUUAUUUUUUAAUAUUUGCAAUAGAGAAAUAUUGAUCGGAGGACGACGGUGAUUGAUCAGUAAAUAAUCGGGGGAUCAAUGAGUUAAUAAUCGGGUGAUGAUAAAAAUAAAUAAAUAAAUAUACACUUUUAUUAAUCCCCAAGGGGAAAUUAGUUCUCUGCAUUUAACCCAUCCUCAGUUAUUAAGGAGCAGUGGGCUGCGGUGAAGCGCCCGGGAAGCAACUGGGGGUUCAGUGCCUUGCUCAAGGACACUUCAACUUGCAACUAAUGGGGAGAGCGGGGAUCGAACCCACAACCCUGCGGUUGCAGGACGGCCCUCUUACCCCACUGAGCUACAGCCGCCCCAAAAACAACAAAUCAAUCCAUUAGUGGAUUGAUUUGUUGCUACGUCGUCGAACUCUUUGAUCCAACUGAAGCGUUUGAUUCCUAAUCUGAGAGGAAACGUUCCCAGAGUGAUGGAAUUAUAUAAUCCUAGAGAAUAUAAACGAAGGUUACAGCGUGAACGAUUUAGUGUUUCAUUUAUUUAAUUAUCCAGGUUUGUGACUAAAGAUCUUCUGUUGCUCGGCAUGAAAAUAUUAUAAUUAUAACCGCUGGAGAAGGAAAUCAGAGACGGGAUGUCACAGGGGGGGGGCGGGGUCACGGAGGGACGGGAUCACGGAGGUGGGGUCACAGGGGCGGGGUCACAGGGUCACGGGGGGCGGAGUCACAGUGAAAUAAAUGUCCCCUUGAGACAAAUGUCCCGCGGUUCCGGUUCAGCCUCAUGAAGUAAAGACAGAAGAAUCCUUUCCUACGUUUUGAAUUGUUCAAAUGUCUCGUUAGCUAACUCGCGGAUCUGAAUAAAGACUCAUUCAGCUCUGAGGGGACCGGUUGGCUUGGAGUCCACGUGGAUCAGAUGCUGUUUCUUCUGUCUAGGUUCUGGUUUGUAGUCCAUGUGGAUCAGAUGUUUCCUCUGGUUUGUAGUCCAUGUGGAUCAGAUGUUUCCUCUGGUUUGUAGUCCAUGUGGAUCCAGAUGUUUCCUCUGGUUUGUAGUCCAUGUGGAUCCAGAUGUUUCCUCUGGUUUGUAGUCCAUGUGGAUCAGAUGUUUCCUCUGGUUUGUAGUCCAUGUGGAUCCAGAUGUUUCCUCUGGUUUGUAGUCCAUGUGGAUCAGAUGUUUCCUCUGGUUUGUAGUCCAUGUGGAUCCAGAUGUUUCCUCUGGUUUGUAGUCCAUGUGGACCAGAUGUUUCCUCUGGUUUGUAGUCCAUGUGGAUCAGAUGCCGGUUCCUCUGUGGAAACCAAAGUUCUCUGCAAUAUUCUGCAUGAUGGGAUUCUUCCAGAACUUCUCCGCCUCCUUCCCUCUGCGUGACGUAUCUGACGCUAUAACGGAUCUGCUACUUGAAAUAUCAAAGCAAGUCUGGAAAAUGAAUUAUAUCCUUUUACUUUGUUCACAUGUAUUCUGGAUAUGUUUACAGUCUAUAAAUAUACAUUAAAAGUCUUUAUUUAUUAUCA